AUGGCGACUGUCAUUCACAACCCCCUGAAAGCGCUUGGGGAUCAGUUCUACAAGGAAGCCAUUGAACACUGCCGUAGCUACAACUCGAGACUGUGUGCUGAGCGCAGCGUGCGCCUCCCCUUCCUUGACUCUCAGACUGGAGUUGCCCAGAACAACUGCUAUAUCUGGAUGGAAAAGAGACAUCGGGGACCAGGCCUAGCACCAGGACAGCUGUACACAUACCCUGCCCGCUGCUGGCGCAAGAAGAGACGACUGCACCCGCCUGAAGACCCCAAGCUGAGGCUACUGGAGAUAAAACCUGAAGUGGACCUGCCUCUGAAAAAGGAUGGAUUCACAUCAGAAAGUACCACAUUGGAAGCCUUGUUAAGAGGUGAAGGGAUUGAGAAGAAAGUGGAUGCCAAAGAAGAAGAGAGCAUCCAGGAAAUACAGAGGGUUCUGGAAAAUGAUGAAAAUGUAGAAGAAGUAAAUGAAGAGGAGGAUUUAGAAGAAGAUACUCCUAAACGAAAGAACAGGACCAGAGGACGGGCCCGUGGUUCUGCUGGUGGCAGGAGGAGGAAUGAUGCUUCCUCUCAGGAAGACCAGGAUAAACCGUACGUCUGUGAUAUCUGUGGUAAACGCUACAAGAACCGGCCAGGGCUCAGCUAUCAUUAUGCUCACACUCACCUAGCCAGUGAAGAAGGGGAUGAAGCCCGGGAGCAAGAGACACGGUCCCCCCCUGUCCACAGAAAUGAAAACCACAGACCCCAGAAAGGACCAGAUGGGACUGUCAUUCCCAAUAAUUACUGUGAUUUCUGCUUGGGAGGUUCCAGUAUGAACAAAAAAAGUGGCCGGCCAGAAGAACUAGUGUCCUGUGCAGACUGUGGACGCUCUGGUCAUCCCACCUGCCUGCAGUUCACCCUGAACAUGACCGAGGCUGUCAAAACCUACAAGUGGCAAUGCAUUGAGUGCAAAUCCUGCAUCCUUUGUGGAACCUCAGAGAAUGAUGACCAGCUACUCUUCUGUGAUGACUGUGACCGUGGCUAUCACAUGUAUUGUUUAAAUCCCCCUGUGGCUGAGCCCCCUGAAGGGAGCUGGAGUUGCCACUUGUGCUGGGAAUUACUCAAAGAAAAGGCAUCGGCCUUUGGCUGCCAGGCCUAGGGGGCUCCCCCAGGAUGCAGGAUGUCAUUUGCUCCUGUUGAGCUGGUACCAGCACACAAUUUCCAAACUCAGACCAAGCACCCACACCCACACACCUAGACAGACCAACACAAAAGAAAACAGUCACAGAGGGACACACAUGGACACUUGAAAACAAGAGGAGGUAUUUCUUUACCUCCUCGGGUAGGUUCCACGACUUCAGACAGCCCCCCUCCUGGGUCUUAUUGGAAGGAAUUUGUACUUUUCAAGAAAGAAAGCUCCAAUUCCUCCCCUGGCUUUCUCUCUCCCCCACUUCCCCAUUGAAAUUUCCCUCCCUUUUGUCUGAGCACUGAAGCUCUCUCACUGGUUUCUGGGCUAAAUGGAAGCCGUUCUGUGAACACUGAAUAGUCAUUCUUGUGCAGUCUAGUGUUUUAUGUUCUCUCUGUUCCAAGAAACCUUCAAUGAUUCUCCAACCCUUUGCCCUCUCACUUCCCCUCUCCUCCCCCUUCAGUACUCCCACCAGGCAAUGAUGCCUUCCACCCUUUCACUGGUUCAAGAGGAACGAUCAGUGACUCAUAACAAGCCUCAUUGGGAAUUUUCUGGUCCCAAAGGGGUCAUCAUCCUGAAAAUCUGAGUUGCCCCCAAACUGCCCUCAAAGACUGUAUGUGAAAAGAAAAGUUCUACUUUCCCGCUGCCCCAACAGAAUAUCCAGUGGCAUGAAUAACCCCACGGGGUCCAAAUCCACUAAAUCAAAUCAUUUGAUAGGAGAGUGGGGGAAAAAAAGAGCAGGAAGGAGAGGAAAAGGGGAAGAGAAUGACAGGAAAAUGUAAAUGAAGUCUUGUGCUACCAACCAGUGUUUGCUGUUUGCUCCCCAACCAAGAGAA
Gracilinanus agilis (Agile Gracile Mouse Opossum) is the source of this 2000-nucleotide messenger RNA. It is a transcript of the gene DPF3, whose product is annotated as double PHD fingers 3. Lineage: Eukaryota; Metazoa; Chordata; Mammalia; Didelphimorphia; Didelphidae. The transcript has 11 exons. The coding region runs from base 1 to 1137 and encodes 378 amino acids. Gene Ontology annotation, cellular component: nucleus. The record is from RefSeq and is a predicted model, not a curated record.